Molecule: messenger RNA, 21442 nt
Organism: Electrophorus electricus (electric eel)
Lineage: Eukaryota; Metazoa; Chordata; Actinopteri; Gymnotiformes; Gymnotidae
Source: RefSeq, a predicted model, not a curated record
AUGGCGACUCUCGUCCCACUGGACAUGUCCAUGUAUGCAUGUAUGCUGUUUCUGCUGCUGCUGAAUGGACCUUUCUAUCCAUUUGGAAUGGGAGACAUUGUGACUGGAAAGCUAGAUGAUGGAAGCUCACCUGCUAUCUCUCUUCUACAACCCUUUAUAUUCUUUGGAAGAAUAUACAAUCAGACAUAUGUCAACAAUAAUGGAGACUUAACCUUUGAUCAGCCUUGGUACAGCUUCACUCCCUACCAGUUCCCUGCUCAUGGGGGGCGAGACAUCAUUGCUCCAUUCUGGACAGAUAUUGAUAACCGAGCAAAUGGCAUCAUCUCAUAUCAGCAGUACACUAGUGGCAGUGUUCUCACCCAGGCCACCCAACACAUCAACCAGUACUUCCCUCAGCUGAGAAUCAGAGCAACUUGGGUCUUUAUUGCAACAUGGGACAGAGUUGCUUACUACCCCAAUUCAGGCACAGAAACAUCUUUCCAAGUCGUUUUGAUAUCAGAUGGCAGUCACUCUUUUCUUCUGAUAAAUUAUGGACAGAUUGCUUUAAGAAACAUAAAUGUACAGGCAGGUUAUGACACUGGUAACUCCAGCUACUACUUCUCCAUUCCUGGGUCAUUUCAACACAACUACACAAACUUGACAUACAGCAGCAACGUGAAUGUGACAGGCAGAUGGGCCUUCCGUGUAGACCAGGGAUCACAAACAUGUCUGUUUAAUGGUGGUACUGUGCCACAGGGAAGCUCUUUUUGGACAGAUGCCUCUUGCCAGCAGAGAUGCACCUGUAGCAGCAGGGGUCUCCAGUGCAGUUCACAGCCCUGCACCUUCUCUCAAGCCUGCCGUCCUGCUGCUUUCCAGUACAGCUGCCAAAACAUUCAGCGCCAGACCUGUACCAUCUCUGGGGACCCCCACUACUACACCUUUGACAAUCAAAUCUUUCAUUUUCAAGGGACCUGCACCUACGUCCUGUCUGAGGUUUGUGGCAGGGGAUUACCAUAUUAUCGCAUUGAAGGCAAGAAUGAGAAUCGUGGUAGUACAAGUGUGGCAUGGACACGCCUGGUCAGAGUAUUUGUCUAUAACGAAGAACUGGAACUAGUGAAAGAUCAUCAAUAUCAGGCCAAGGUAAAUGGAAGCUUUGCAGCAGCACCUUUCAGCCUCCACAAUGGCUCCAUUCAAGUUUAUCAGUCUGGUUUCUCUGUGGCCAUCAGUACUGAUUUUGGAUUGGUUGUUACAUAUGAUUCAAAUCACUAUGUGACCAUCAGUGUACCUUACGACUACCAGAAUGCCACUUGUGGCCUGUGUGGCAACUUCAAUCACCAUCCAGAAGAUGACUUCCGCACACCAUCUGGACAGAUCUUGAGUUCAGAUCUGGACUUUGCAAACUCCUGGAAAGUACCAGGAGACAUAUAUCCUGUCUGUCAGAACACUCGGUGUUCAGGUUUGGCUUGUUCAUCUUGUACCACAGCUCAGACCAGUCUUUACAGGAGUGGAGCCUUCUGUGGAAUCCUAGCAAAUUCCAGUGGCCCUUUUUCCACUUGCCAAUCAAGGCUGGCACCCCAGAUAUUUACAGAGAACUGUGUUUAUGAUCUUUGUGUGGGAGGAGGAUACCAGCCAAUCCUGUGCCAGGCACUCAACGUGUAUGCUGCUCAGUGCCAGCAGCAGGGCAUUCAGCUGGGCCAGUGGAGGAGACCAGGAUUCUGUGAAAUCCCAUGUCCUGCCCACAGUCACUUUGAAACCCAGGGAACAAGCUGCCCUGCGACCUGCAGUAACCCUUCUGCACCUUCAAGCUGCCCCUUGCCAAACCAGGAGAGCUGUAUCUGUGAUGCAGGGUAUGUCCUGAGUGCUGGAGAAUGUGUUCCUGAAGCUAACUGUGGCUGCACUUUUGAAGGACUCUACUAUGCUGAAGGCCAGUCUGUGGUACUGGGUGCAGAUUGUGGAAGACAGUGCGUUUGCAGCAAUAGAGCAAUGAGCUGCCAGAAUCACCAGUGUGGUCGACAGGAGACGUGCGGAUUGUAUAACGGAGUAAGAGGUUGCAGACCCACCAGUUAUUCCACCUGCUUGGUGGAAGGACUAGGCACAUAUCACACCUUUGAUGGAGUGAUGUUCAGUUAUCCAGGAGCUUGUGGACUCACCCUGACUAGGGUAAUGGGGCCAUCCCAGCUACCAAACUUUGAAGUGACAGUGCAGAAAGUGCCCAGAGGUCCACAGGACUUUAUUAGGGUGCUGAGGUUUGACGCAGAGGGAACUCAGGUCUCUAUUGAGAUGGCAGAUGGAGGAAAAGCACAGGUGAGUGGACAAGUGGUUUCUCUUCCCUUCGCACUUGCCAGUGGUCGAAUCCUUAUCUACCACAGCAGUGUGAAAGGUAUCAUUAUGGAGACAACCUUUGGUGUAAUUGUGCGAGCAGACUGGCCACACCUAAUCAGAAUCACUGCACCCAGCACUUACAAUGGCUCACUUGGUGGUCUGUGUGGGAAUUUGAAUGGCAACCAGGCAGACGAGUUUUACAGCCCAGUCGGAGUCUUGCUUAAUGACUCACGGGUGUUUGGGGAUAGCUGGCGAGAUGGGUCCCUCUCAGCCUACUGCGUGGAGUCCGCAGGCAUCUGGCAAACGGGAUAUUAUCAGAAUACCAGCCAAUUCACACAGAACUGCAGCAUCAUGGCCUCAGCACGUGGACCAUUUGCUCAGUGUCACAGCAGCCUGGACCCUAGGCAAUGGGUAGCAGAUUGCACCCAUUCACUGGAACAGACCGGGGGAGCCAGAGAGUCCUUGUGCGAAGUGCUGAGAGGCUACUCUGUACUCUGCCAGCAAAAUGGUAUUAGAGUGGGAGAAUGGAGAAAUAUCACAAAGUGUGAGUUCCCCUGCCCAGUCAACAGCCACUAUGAGUUGUGUGGCACUUCCUGCCCUGCUGCGUGCCCUAGUCUAUCAUUCCCCUUCCUGUGUACCCAGCACUGCCAGGAAGGAUGUCAGUGUAACGAUGGGCUCUUGCUAAGUGGAGAACGCUGUGUGCCCCCCACGGGCUGUGGCUGUCUCCAUGAAGGGCGCUACAGGCAGGGUGGAGAGCGUUUCUGGUAUGGCGAGCAGUGCCAGUCUUUGUGUGACUGUGACGGGACCACAGGUUUAGUUCACUGUGUCCCAUCAUCUUGCAGCGGUCAGGAAACCUGCAGUAUUGUUGGGGGAGAAUUCGGCUGCCAUCCUCAACCCCGUGCCACGUGCUCUGCUUCAGGGGACCCCCACUACAUCUCUUUCGAUGGCCGCACAUUUGACUUCCAGGGCACAUGCCAAUACAUACUGGCAACUGUAUGCAAUAAUACUCGACGACUACCGUACUUCCAGGUUUCAGCAAGGAAUGAAGCAUGGAAUGGACUCCCAGUUUCAAUCACUGCUGAAGUUUACGUCAAUGUCUCAGGACAUCUGUUGCACAUCUCACGCGACAUGCAUGGCACUAUUGAGAUUGAUAACGAGACCAGGCACCUUCCUGUCCUGCUUGAUUCUGGCCGAGUGUCCAUUUACUCCAGUGAACAGAACACUUUCAUUUCAACUGACUUUGGCCUUAGUGUGAGUUAUGAUGGCUCAUGGGUGGUGCGCAUCACUGUGCCAGCAAAUUACAGUGGAGUCACAUGUGGUCUUUGCGGUAACUACAAUGGCCAGACACGUGACGAUUUCCUCACGCGUUCAGGUGCACUGGGCACUUCAGCUUCCCAGUUUGGAGCCAGCUGGAAAGUGCAGAAUGACACACUGUGCAGUGAUGGGUGUGGAGACUCCUGUCCAUCAUGUCCAGACCAAACUAGGGCACGGACUCAAUGUGAGAUCCUCAGAGACAGGCAGGGUCCCUUCGGCUUCUGCCAUGCCUAUGUGGGUCCUGAGGCCUACUUCAACAACUGUGCAUUUGAUGUUUGCCUCUCUGGGUACAGUAACGAUGUUCUGUGCCGUUCCAUCCAAACCUAUGUCAGUGCCUGCCAGUCUGCCAAAGCAACUAUCUACCCCUGGAGACAGAACACGACCUGCCGUGUGGAGUGUCCCGUGAACAGCCACUACGAGCUGUGUGGUACAGACUGUGGGCACACCUGUGCCAGCAGCGUUGAUGCUGUAUGUGAGAGGACAUGUUCAGAGGGCUGUUUCUGUAAUGAAGGCUUCGUGAGGAGUGGAGGUCUCUGUGUACCAGUGGAACAGUGUGGCUGCUUGUACAAUGGACUCUACUUUCAUAUUGGCAAUCAGUUCUGGACUCCAGGAUGUUUUCAACAUUGUGAGUGCUUUGCUCCUAAUGACCUGCGCUGCCUCUCCACCUCCUGCUCUCCCACUGAGGAGUGUGCAGUCAGGAAUGGCCAGCGUGGCUGCUACAGCCAAAUGUCCUCCUGCAUGGUGUGGGGGGACCCCCAUUACCUCACCUUUGAUGGAGCUCUGGCCACCUUUCAGGGUACUUGUUCAUAUGAGAUUUCUCAGACCUGUGGGUAUGUGGAUAAUAAUGAGCUGGGAUUCCGUGUGGUGGCCACCAACAUACACCGUGGGAACAUGGCCGUGUCCUUUGUGUCUGCAGUGGAUGUGUGGCUAAGUCAAGGAGCUCAGCACACACAGAUUUCCAUUGGACAAAAUGGGAGAGUGAAGGUUGAUGGGAAUAUUGUGAAUUCAUCUGCUUUUCAAAUCAGUUAUCUGGCAGAAGUUCAUCAGGAGCUAAAUUUUGUGGUUGUGAAUGCAUCAAGUAAGCUCCUGGUGUACUUUGAUGGUCGUUCUACACUUUCAGUGAGACUGGGCCCAAGAUUCCGUGGAUCUGUUUGUGGAGUGUGUGGAAACAAUAAUGGAGACCCAACAGAUGACAAGACUUUGCCCAGCGGAGCUCUGGCACCCAAUGACACUGCUUUCGGAAACAGCUGGAAAUCAAACACCAGCAGCCCAGGGUGUGGUGCUACUGACCAGACAGCAGAUCCUAAUACUUGUCCCUUUAGACUGAGGUACUCUGACCUCUGCAGCAUCAUCACUAACACCAGUGGACCCUUCCACCUCUGCCAUGGCCAUGUCAACCCUGCCCCUUACUUCACUUCCUGUGUUUAUGACCUUUGUGCCUACCCAUCAACCAGUGACAUGCUGUGUUCAGCUGUGGAGGCCUAUCAGGCUGCUUGUGUCAUGAUGCAGCUCCAGAUCUCAGACUGGCGUGUUGACCUGUCUUGCCGGCCUUUCUAUCCAUUUGGAGUUGGAGACAUAAUGAGUGAUGGACGCUCACCGGCUGUCUCUUUGGUGCAGCCGUUUUUAUUCUUUGGAAAAACAUACAGCCAAACAUAUAUCAAUGAGAACGGAUACUUAACCUUUGAUAAUGUGUGGGACAGCUGUGUUUCUUACCCUUUCCCUCGUCAUGGGGUGCCUGACAUCAUUGCUCCAUUCUGGACAUGCAUUUUUCGAGGAAGAGGAGUCAUCUCAUAUCGGCAGUACACUUCUGGCAGUGUUCUUACUCAAGCUACCCAAGAUAUUUACCAAUACUUUGCUCAGCUGAGAUUCAGAGCAACGUGGGUUUUUGUUACAACGUGGGCCAGAGUAGCUUACUAUCCCAACUCAGGAACAGAACCAUCUUUCCAAGUAGUUUUGAUUUCAGAUGGCCAUCUCUCCUUUAUACUGAUGAACUAUGGUCAGAUUGCUCCAACAAGUAUGUUGGUACAGGCUGGUUAUGGUACCGAUGACGGGAGUUACAAUUUCUCUAUCCCUGGGUCAUUUCAAUACAACUACACAAGCUUCACAAACAGCAGCAACGUGAACGUGACAGGCAGAUGGGCCUUCCGUGUAGACCAGGGAUCACAAACAUGUCUGUUUAAUGGUGGUACUGUGCCACAGAGAAGCUCUUUUUGGACAGAUGCCUCUUGCCAGCAGAGAUGCACCUGUAGCAGCAGGGGUCUCCAGUGCAGUUCACAGCCCUGCACCUUCUCUCAAGCCUGCCGUCCUGCUGCUUUCCAGUACAGCUGCCAAAACAUUCAGCGCCAGACCUGUACCAUCUCUGGGGACCCCCACUACUACACCUUUGACAAUCAAAUCUUUCAUUUUCAAGGGACCUGCACCUACGUCCUGUCUGAGGUUUGUGGCAGGGGAUUACCAUAUUAUCGCAUUGAAGGCAAGAAUGAGAAUCGUGGUAGUACAAGUGUGGCAUGGACACGCCUGGUCAGAGUAUUUGUCUAUAACGAAGAACUGGAACUAGUGAAAGAUCAUCAAUAUCAGGCCAAGGUAAAUGGAAGCUUUGCAGCAGCACCUUUCAGCCUCCACAAUGGCUCCAUUCAAGUUUAUCAGUCUGGUUUCUCUGUGGCCAUCAGUACUGAUUUUGGAUUGGUUGUUACAUAUGAUUCAAAUCACUAUGUGACCAUCAGUGUACCUUACGACUACCAGAAUGCCACUUGUGGCCUGUGUGGCAACUUCAAUCACCAUCCAGAAGAUGACUUCCGCACACCAUCUGGACAGAUCUUGAGUUCAGAUCUGGACUUUGCAAACUCCUGGAAAGUACCAGGAGACAUAUAUCCUGUCUGUCAGAACACUCGGUGUUCAGGUUUGGCUUGUUCAUCUUGUACCACAGCUCAGACCAGUCUUUACAGGAGUGGAGCCUUCUGUGGAAUCCUAGCAAAUUCCAGUGGCCCUUUUUCCACUUGCCAAUCAAGGCUGGCACCCCAGAUAUUUACAGAGAACUGUGUUUAUGAUCUUUGUGUGGGAGGAGGAUACCAGCCAAUCCUGUGCCAGGCACUCAACGUGUAUGCUGCUCAGUGCCAGCAGCAGGGCAUUCAGCUGGGCCAGUGGAGGAGACCAGGAUUCUGUGAAAUCCCAUGUCCUGCCCACAGUCACUUUGAAACCCAGGGAACAAGCUGCCCUGCGACCUGCAGUAACCCUUCUGCACCUUCAAGCUGCCCCUUGCCAAACCAGGAGAGCUGUAUCUGUGAUGCAGGGUAUGUCCUGAGUGCUGGAGAAUGUGUUCCUGAAGCUAACUGUGGCUGCACUUUUGAAGGACUCUACUAUGCUGAAGGCCAGUCUGUGGUACUGGGUGCAGAUUGUGGAAGACAGUGCGUUUGCAGCAAUAGAGCAAUGAGCUGCCAGAAUCACCAGUGUGGUCGACAGGAGACGUGCGGAUUGUAUAACGGAGUAAGAGGUUGCAGACCCACCAGUUAUUCCACCUGCUUGGUGGAAGGACUAGGCACAUAUCACACCUUUGAUGGAGUGAUGUUCAGUUAUCCAGGAGCUUGUGGACUCACCCUGACUAGGGUAAUGGGGCCAUCCCAGCUACCAAACUUUGAAGUGACAGUGCAGAAAGUGCCCAGAGGUCCACAGGACUUUAUUAGGGUGCUGAGGUUUGACGCAGAGGGAACUCAGGUCUCUAUUGAGAUGGCAGAUGGAGGAAAAGCACAGGUGAGUGGACAAGUGGUUUCUCUUCCCUUCGCACUUGCCAGUGGUCGAAUCCUUAUCUACCACAGCAGUGUGAAAGGUAUCAUUAUGGAGACAACCUUUGGUGUAAUUGUGCGAGCAGACUGGCCACACCUAAUCAGAAUCACUGCACCCAGCACUUACAAUGGCUCACUUGGUGGUCUGUGUGGGAAUUUGAAUGGCAACCAGGCAGACGAGUUUUACAGCCCAGUCGGAGUCUUGCUUAAUGACUCACGGGUGUUUGGGGAUAGCUGGCGAGAUGGGUCCCUCUCAGCCUACUGCGUGGAGUCCGCAGGCAUCUGGCAAACGGGAUAUUAUCAGAAUACCAGCCAAUUCACACAGAACUGCAGCAUCAUGGCCUCAGCACGUGGACCAUUUGCUCAGUGUCACAGCAGCCUGGACCCUAGGCAAUGGGUAGCAGAUUGCACCCAUUCACUGGAACAGACCGGGGGAGCCAGAGAGUCCUUGUGCGAAGUGCUGAGAGGCUACUCUGUACUCUGCCAGCAAAAUGGUAUUAGAGUGGGAGAAUGGAGAAAUAUCACAAAGUGUGAGUUCCCCUGCCCAGUCAACAGCCACUAUGAGUUGUGUGGCACUUCCUGCCCUGCUGCGUGCCCUAGUCUAUCAUUCCCCUUCCUGUGUACCCAGCACUGCCAGGAAGGAUGUCAGUGUAACGAUGGGUUCUUGCUAAGUGGAGAACGCUGUGUGCCCCCCACGGGCUGUGGCUGUCUCCAUGAAGGGCGCUACAGGCAGGGUGGAGAGCGUUUCUGGUAUGGCGAGCAGUGCCAGUCUUUGUGUGACUGUGACGGGACCACAGGUUUAGUUCACUGUGUCCCAUCAUCUUGCAGCGGUCAGGAAACCUGCAGUAUUGUUGGGGGAGAAUUCGGCUGCCAUCCUCAACCCCGUGCCACGUGCUCUGCUUCAGGGGACCCCCACUACAUCUCUUUCGAUGGCCGCACAUUUGACUUCCAGGGCACAUGCCAAUACAUACUGGCAACUGUAUGCAAUAAUACUCGACGACUACCGUACUUCCAGGUUUCAGCAAGGAAUGAAGCAUGGAAUGGACUCCCAGUUUCAAUCACUGCUGAAGUUUACGUCAAUGUCUCAGGACAUCUGUUGCACAUCUCACGCGACAUGCAUGGCACUAUUGAGAUUGAUAACGAGACCAGGCACCUUCCUGUCCUGCUUGAUUCUGGCCGAGUGUCCAUUUACUCCAGUGAACAGAACACUUUCAUUUCAACUGACUUUGGCCUUAGUGUGAGUUAUGAUGGCUCAUGGGUGGUGCGCAUCACUGUGCCAGCAAAUUACAGUGGAGUCACAUGUGGUCUUUGCGGUAACUACAAUGGCCAGACACGUGACGAUUUCCUCACGCGUUCAGGUGCACUGGGCACUUCAGCUUCCCAGUUUGGAGCCAGCUGGAAAGUGCAGAAUGACACACUGUGCAGUGAUGGGUGUGGAGACUCCUGUCCAUCAUGUCCAGACCAAACUAGGGCACGGACUCAAUGUGAGAUCCUCAGAGACAGGCAGGGUCCCUUCGGCUUCUGCCAUGCCUAUGUGGGUCCUGAGGCCUACUUCAACAACUGUGCAUUUGAUGUUUGCCUCUCUGGGUACAGUAACGAUGUUCUGUGCCGUUCCAUCCAAACCUAUGUCAGUGCCUGCCAGUCUGCCAAAGCAACUAUCUACCCCUGGAGACAGAACACGACCUGCCGCGUGGAGUGUCCCGUGAACAGCCACUACGAGCUGUGUGGUACAGACUGUGGGCACACCUGUGCCAGCAGCGUUGAUGCUGUAUGUGAGAGGACAUGUUCAGAGGGCUGUUUCUGUAAUGAAGGCUUCGUGAGGAGUGGAGGUCUCUGUGUACCAGUGGAACAGUGUGGCUGCUUGUACAAUGGACUCUACUUUCAUAUUGGCAAUCAGUUCUGGACUCCAGGAUGUUUUCAACAUUGUGAGUGCUUUGCUCCUAAUGACCUGCGCUGCCUCUCCACCUCCUGCUCUCCCACUGAGGAGUGUGCAGUCAGGAAUGGCCAGCGUGGCUGCUACAGCCAAAUGUCCUCCUGCAUGGUGUGGGGGGACCCCCAUUACCUCACCUUUGAUGGAGCUCUGGCCACCUUUCAGGGUACUUGUUCAUAUGAGAUUUCUCAGACCUGUGGGUAUGUGGAUAAUAAUGAGCUGGGAUUCCGUGUGGUGGCCACCAACAUACACCGUGGGAACAUGGCCGUGUCCUUUGUGUCUGCAGUGGAUGUGUGGCUAAGUCAAGGAGCUCAGCACACACAGAUUUCCAUUGGACAAAAUGGGAGAGUGAAGGUUGAUGGGAAUAUUGUGAAUUCAUCUGCUUUUCAAAUCAGUUAUCUGGCAGAAGUUCAUCAGGAGCUAAAUUUUGUGGUUGUGAAUGCAUCAAGUAAGCUCCUGGUGUACUUUGAUGGUCGUUCUACACUUUCAGUGAGACUGGGCCCAAGAUUCCGUGGAUCUGUUUGUGGAGUGUGUGGAAACAAUAAUGGAGACCCAACAGAUGACAAGACUUUGCCCAGCGGAGCUCUGGCACCCAAUGACACUGCUUUCGGAAACAGCUGGAAAUCAAACACCAGCAGCCCAGGGUGUGGUGCUACUGACCAGACAGCAGAUCCUAAUACUUGUCCCUUUAGACUGAGGUACUCUGACCUCUGCAGCAUCAUCACUAACACCAGUGGACCCUUCCACCUCUGCCAUGGCCAUGUCAACCCUGCCCCUUACUUCACUUCCUGUGUGUAUGACCUUUGUGCCUACCCAUCAACCAGUGACAUGCUGUGUUCAGCUGUGGAGGCCUAUCAGGCUGCUUGUGUCAUGAUGCAGCUCCAGAUCUCAGACUGGCGUGCUGACCUGUCUUGCCGGCCUUUCUAUCCAUUUGGAGUUGGAGACAUAAUGAGUGAUGGACGCUCACCGGCUGUCUCUUUGGUGCAGCCGUUUUUAUUCUUUGGAAAAACAUACAGCCAAACAUAUAUCAAUGAGAACGGAUACUUAACCUUUGAUAAUGUGUGGGACAGCUGUGUUUCUUACCCUUUCCCUCGUCAUGGGGUGCCUGACAUCAUUGCUCCAUUCUGGACAUGCAUUUUUCGAGGAAGAGGAGUCAUCUCAUAUCGGCAGUACACUUCUGGCAGUGUUCUUACUCAAGCUACCCAAGAUAUUUACCAAUACUUUGCUCAGCUGAGAUUCAGAGCAACGUGGGUUUUUGUUACAACGUGGGCCAGAGUAGCUUACUAUCCCAACUCAGGAACAGAACCAUCUUUCCAAGUAGUUUUGAUUUCAGAUGGCCAUCUCUCCUUUAUACUGAUGAACUAUGGUCAGAUUGCUCCAACAAGUAUGUUGGUACAGGCUGGUUAUGGUACCGAUGACGGGAGUUACAAUUUCUCUAUCCCUGGGUCAUUUCAAUACAACUACACAAGCUUCACAAACAGCAGCAACGUGAACGUGACAGGCAGAUGGGCCUUCCGUGUAGACCAGGGAUCACAAACAUGUCUGUUUAAUGGUGGUACUGUGCCACAGAGAAGCUCUUUUUGGACAGAUGCCUCUUGCCAGCAGAGAUGCACCUGUAGCAGCAGGGGUCUCCAGUGCAGUUCACAGCCCUGCACCUUCUCUCAAGCCUGCCGUCCUGCUGCUUUCCAGUACAGCUGCCAAAACAUUCAGCGCCAGACCUGUACCAUCUCUGGGGACCCCCACUACUACACCUUUGACAAUCAAAUCUUUCAUUUUCAAGGGACCUGCACCUACGUCCUGUCUGAGGUUUGUGGCAGGGGAUUACCAUAUUAUCGCAUUGAAGGCAAGAAUGAGAAUCGUGGUAGUACAAGUGUGGCAUGGACACGCCUGGUCAGAGUAUUUGUCUAUAACGAAGAACUGGAACUAGUGAAAGAUCAUCAAUAUCAGGCCAAGGUAAAUGGAAGCUUUGCAGCAGCACCUUUCAGCCUCCACAAUGGCUCCAUUCAAGUUUAUCAGUCUGGUUUCUCUGUGGCCAUCAGUACUGAUUUUGGAUUGGUUGUUACAUAUGAUUCAAAUCACUAUGUGACCAUCAGUGUACCUUACGACUACCAGAAUGCCACUUGUGGCCUGUGUGGCAACUUCAAUCACCAUCCAGAAGAUGACUUCCGCACACCAUCUGGACAGAUCUUGAGUUCAGAUCUGGACUUUGCAAACUCCUGGAAAGUACCAGGAGACAUAUAUCCUGUCUGUCAGAACACUCGGUGUUCAGGUUUGGCUUGUUCAUCUUGUACCACAGCUCAGACCAGUCUUUACAGGAGUGGAGCCUUCUGUGGAAUCCUAGCAAAUUCCAGUGGCCCUUUUUCCACUUGCCAAUCAAGGCUGGCACCCCAGAUAUUUACAGAGAACUGUGUUUAUGAUCUUUGUGUGGGAGGAGGAUACCAGCCAAUCCUGUGCCAGGCACUCAACGUGUAUGCUGCUCAGUGCCAGCAGCAGGGCAUUCAGCUGGGCCAGUGGAGGAGACCAGGAUUCUGUGAAAUCCCAUGUCCUGCCCACAGUCACUUUGAAACCCAGGGAACAAGCUGCCCUGCGACCUGCAGUAACCCUUCUGCACCUUCAAGCUGCCCCUUGCCAAACCAGGAGAGCUGUAUCUGUGAUGCAGGGUAUGUCCUGAGUGCUGGAGAAUGUGUUCCUGAAGCUAACUGUGGCUGCACUUUUGAAGGACUCUACUAUGCUGAAGGCCAGUCUGUGGUACUGGGUGCAGAUUGUGGAAGACAGUGCGUUUGCAGCAAUAGAGCAAUGAGCUGCCAGAAUCACCAGUGUGGUCGACAGGAGACGUGCGGAUUGUAUAACGGAGUAAGAGGUUGCAGACCCACCAGUUAUUCCACCUGCUUGGUGGAAGGACUAGGCACAUAUCACACCUUUGAUGGAGUGAUGUUCAGUUAUCCAGGAGCUUGUGGACUCACCCUGACUAGGGUAAUGGGGCCAUCCCAGCUACCAAACUUUGAAGUGACAGUGCAGAAAGUGCCCAGAGGUCCACAGGACUUUAUUAGGGUGCUGAGGUUUGACGCAGAGGGAACUCAGGUCUCUAUUGAGAUGGCAGAUGGAGGAAAAGCACAGGUGAGUGGACAAGUGGUUUCUCUUCCCUUCGCACUUGCCAGUGGUCGAAUCCUUAUCUACCACAGCAGUGUGAAAGGUAUCAUUAUGGAGACAACCUUUGGUGUAAUUGUGCGAGCAGACUGGCCACACCUAAUCAGAAUCACUGCACCCAGCACUUACAAUGGCUCACUUGGUGGUCUGUGUGGGAAUUUGAAUGGCAACCAGGCAGACGAGUUUUACAGCCCAGUCGGAGUCUUGCUUAAUGACUCACGGGUGUUUGGGGAUAGCUGGCGAGAUGGGUCCCUCUCAGCCUACUGCGUGGAGUCCGCAGGCAUCUGGCAAACGGGAUAUUAUCAGAAUACCAGCCAAUUCACACAGAACUGCAGCAUCAUGGCCUCAGCACGUGGACCAUUUGCUCAGUGUCACAGCAGCCUGGACCCUAGGCAAUGGGUAGCAGAUUGCACCCAUUCACUGGAACAGACCGGGGGAGCCAGAGAGUCCUUGUGCGAAGUGCUGAGAGGCUACUCUGUACUCUGCCAGCAAAAUGGUAUUAGAGUGGGAGAAUGGAGAAAUAUCACAAAGUGUGAGUUCCCCUGCCCAGUCAACAGCCACUAUGAGUUGUGUGGCACUUCCUGCCCUGCUGCGUGCCCUAGUCUAUCAUUCCCCUUCCUGUGUACCCAGCACUGCCAGGAAGGAUGUCAGUGUAACGAUGGGCUCUUGCUAAGUGGAGAACGCUGUGUGCCCCCCACGGGCUGUGGCUGUCUCCAUGAAGGGCGCUACAGGCAGGGUGGAGAGCGUUUCUGGUAUGGCGAGCAGUGCCAGUCUUUGUGUGACUGUGACGGGACCACAGGUUUAGUUCACUGUGUCCCAUCAUCUUGCAGCGGUCAGGAAACCUGCAGUAUUGUUGGGGGAGAAUUCGGCUGCCAUCCUCAACCCCGUGCCACGUGCUCUGCUUCAGGGGACCCCCACUACAUCUCUUUCGAUGGCCGCACAUUUGACUUCCAGGGCACAUGCCAAUACAUACUGGCAACUGUAUGCAAUAAUACUCGACGACUACCGUACUUCCAGGUUUCAGCAAGGAAUGAAGCAUGGAAUGGACUCCCAGUUUCAAUCACUGCUGAAGUUUACGUCAAUGUCUCAGGACAUCUGUUGCACAUCUCACGCGACAUGCAUGGCACUAUUGAGAUUGAUAACGAGACCAGGCACCUUCCUGUCCUGCUUGAUUCUGGCCGAGUGUCCAUUUACUCCAGUGAACAGAACACUUUCAUUUCAACUGACUUUGGCCUUAGUGUGAGUUAUGAUGGCUCAUGGGUGGUGCGCAUCACUGUGCCAGCAAAUUACAGUGGAGUCACAUGUGGUCUUUGCGGUAACUACAAUGGCCAGACACGUGACGAUUUCCUCACGCGUUCAGGUGCACUGGGCACUUCAGCUUCCCAGUUUGGAGCCAGCUGGAAAGUGCAGAAUGACACACUGUGCAGUGAUGGGUGUGGAGACUCCUGUCCAUCAUGUCCAGACCAAACUAGGGCACGGACUCAAUGUGAGAUCCUCAGAGACAGGCAGGGUCCCUUCGGCUUCUGCCAUGCCUAUGUGGGUCCUGAGGCCUACUUCAACAACUGUGCAUUUGAUGUUUGCCUCUCUGGGUACAGUAACGAUGUUCUGUGCCGUUCCAUCCAAACCUAUGUCAGUGCCUGCCAGUCUGCCAAAGCAACUAUCUACCCCUGGAGACAGAACACGACCUGCCGCGUGGAGUGUCCCGUGAACAGCCACUACGAGCUGUGUGGUACAGACUGUGGGCACACCUGUGCCAGCAGCGUUGAUGCUGUAUGUGAGAGGACAUGUUCAGAGGGCUGUUUCUGUAAUGAAGGCUUCGUGAGGAGUGGAGGUCUCUGUGUACCAGUGGAACAGUGUGGCUGCUUGUACAAUGGACUCUACUUUCAUAUUGGCAAUCAGUUCUGGACUCCAGGAUGUUUUCAACAUUGUGAGUGCUUUGCUCCUAAUGACCUGCGCUGCCUCUCCACCUCCUGCUCUCCCACUGAGGAGUGUGCAGUCAGGAAUGGCCAGCGUGGCUGCUACAGCCAAAUGUCCUCCUGCAUGGUGUGGGGGGACCCCCAUUACCUCACCUUUGAUGGAGCUCUGGCCACCUUUCAGGGUACUUGUUCAUAUGAGAUUUCUCAGACCUGUGGGUAUGUGGAUAAUAAUGAGCUGGGAUUCCGUGUGGUGGCCACCAACAUACACCGUGGGAACAUGGCCGUGUCCUUUGUGUCUGCAGUGGAUGUGUGGCUAAGUCAAGGAGCUCAGCACACACAGAUUUCCAUUGGACAAAAUGGGAGAGUGAAGGUUGAUGGGAAUAUUGUGAAUUCAUCUGCUUUUCAAAUCAGUUAUCUGGCAGAAGUUCAUCAGGAGCUAAAUUUUGUGGUUGUGAAUGCAUCAAGUAAGCUCCUGGUGUACUUUGAUGGUCGUUCUACACUUUCAGUGAGACUGGGCCCAAGAUUCCGUGGAUCUGUUUGUGGAGUGUGUGGAAACAAUAAUGGAGACCCAACAGAUGACAAGACUUUGCCCAGCGGAGCUCUGGCACCCAAUGACACUGCUUUCGGAAACAGCUGGAAAUCAAACACCAGCAGCCCAGGGUGUGGUGCUACUGACCAGACAGCAGAUCCUAAUACUUGUCCCUUUAGACUGAGGUACUCUGACCUCUGCAGCAUCAUCACUAACACCAGUGGACCCUUCCACCUCUGCCAUGGCCAUGUCAACCCUGCCCCUUACUUCACUUCCUGUGUUUAUGACCUUUGUGCCUACCCAUCAACCAGUGACAUGCUGUGUUCAGCUGUGGAGGCCUAUCAGGCUGCUUGUGUCAUGAUGCAGCUCCAGAUCUCAGACUGGCGUGCUGACCUGUCUUGCCGGCCUUUCUAUCCAUUUGGAGUUGGAGACAUAAUGAGUGAUGGACGCUCACCGGCUGUCUCUUUGGUGCAGCCGUUUUUAUUCUUUGGAAAAACAUACAGCCAAACAUAUAUCAAUGAGAACGGAUACUUAACCUUUGAUAAUGUGUGGGACAGCUGUGUUUCUUACCCUUUCCCUCGUCAUGGGGUGCCUGACAUCAUUGCUCCAUUCUGGACAUGCAUUUUUCGAGGAAGAGGAGUCAUCUCAUAUCGGCAGUACACUUCUGGCAGUGUUCUUACUCAAGCUACCCAAGAUAUUUACCAAUACUUUGCUCAGCUGAGAUUCAGAGCAACGUGGGUUUUUGUUACAACGUGGGCCAGAGUAGCUUACUAUCCCAACUCAGGAACAGAACCAUCUUUCCAAGUAGUUUUGAUUUCAGAUGGCCAUCUCUCCUUUAUACUGAUGAACUAUGGUCAGAUUGCUCCAACAAGUAUGUUGGUACAGGCUGGUUAUGGUACCGAUGACGGGAGUUACAAUUUCUCUAUUCCUGGGUCAUUUCAAUACAACUACACAAGCUUCACAAACAGCAGCAACGUGAACGUGACAGGCAGAUGGGCCUUCCGUGUAGACCAGGGAUCACAAACAUGUCUGUUUAAUGGUGGUACUGUGCCACAGAGAAGCUCUUUUUGGACAGAUGCCUCUUGCCAGCAGAGAUGCACCUGUAGCAGCAGGGGUCUCCAGUGCAGUUCACAGCCCUGCACCUUCUCUCAAGCCUGCCGUCCUGCUGCUUUCCAGUACAGCUGCCAAAACAUUCAGCGCCAGACCUGUACCAUCUCUGGGGACCCCCACUACUACACCUUUGACAAUCAAAUCUUUCAUUUUCAAGGGACCUGCACCUACGUCCUGUCUGAGGUUUGUGGCAGGGGAUUACCAUAUUAUCGCAUUGAAGGCAAGAAUGAGAAUCGUGGUAGUACAAGUGUGGCAUGGACACGCCUGGUCAGAGUAUUUGUCUAUAACGAAGAACUGGAACUAGUGAAAGAUCAUCAAUAUCAGGCCAAGGUAAAUGGAAGCUUUGCAGCAGCACCUUUCAGCCUCCACAAUGGCUCCAUUCAAGUUUAUCAGUCUGGUUUCUCUGUGGCCAUCAGUACUGAUUUUGGAUUGGUUGUUACAUAUGAUUCAAAUCACUAUGUGACCAUCAGUGUACCUUACGACUACCAGAAUGCCACUUGUGGCCUGUGUGGCAACUUCAAUCACCAUCCAGAAGAUGACUUCCGCACACCAUCUGGACAGAUCUUGAGUUCAGAUCUGGACUUUGCAAACUCCUGGAAAGUACCAGGAGACAUAUAUCCUGUCUGUCAGAACACUCGGUGUUCAGGUUUGGCUUGUUCAUCUUGUACCACAGCUCAGACCAGUCUUUACAGGAGUGGAGCCUUCUGUGGAAUCCUAGCAAAUUCCAGUGGCCCUUUUUCCACUUGCCAAUCAAGGCUGGCACCCCAGAUAUUUACAGAGAACUGUGUUUAUGAUCUUUGUGUGGGAGGAGGAUACCAGCCAAUCCUGUGCCAGGCACUCAACGUGUAUGCUGCUCAGUGCCAGCAGCAGGGCAUUCAGCUGGGCCAGUGGAGGAGACCAGGAUUCUGUGAAAUCCCAUGUCCUGCCCACAGUCACUUUGAAACCCAGGGAACAAGCUGCCCUGCGACCUGCAGUAACCCUUCUGCACCUUCAAGCUGCCCCUUGCCAAACCAGGAGAGCUGUAUCUGUGAUGCAGGGUAUGUCCUGAGUGCUGGAGAAUGUGUUCCUGAAGCUAACUGUGGCUGCACUUUUGAAGGACUCUACUAUGCUGAAGGCCAGUCUGUGGUACUGGGUGCAGAUUGUGGAAGACAGUGCGUUUGCAGCAAUAGAGCAAUGAGCUGCCAGAAUCACCAGUGUGGUCGACAGGAGACGUGCGGAUUGUAUAACGGAGUAAGAGGUUGCAGACCCACCAGUUAUUCCACCUGCUUGGUGGAAGGACUAGGCACAUAUCACACCUUUGAUGGAGUGAUGUUCAGUUAUCCAGGAGCUUGUGGACUCACCCUGACUAGGGUAAUGGGGCCAUCCCAGCUACCAAACUUUGAAGUGACAGUGCAGAAAGUGCCCAGAGGUCCACAGGACUUUAUUAGGGUGCUGAGGUUUGACGCAGAGGGAACUCAGGUCUCUAUUGAGAUGGCAGAUGGAGGAAAAGCACAGGUGAGUGGACAAGUGGUUUCUCUUCCCUUCGCACUUGCCAGUGGUCGAAUCCUUAUCUACCACAGCAGUGUGAAAGGUAUCAUUAUGGAGACAACCUUUGGUGUAAUUGUGCGAGCAGACUGGCCACACCUAAUCAGAAUCACUGCACCCAGCACUUACAAUGGCUCACUUGGUGGUCUGUGUGGGAAUUUGAAUGGCAACCAGGCAGACGAGUUUUACAGCCCAGUCGGAGUCUUGCUUAAUGACUCACGGGGGUUUGGGGAUAGCUGGCGAGAUGGGUCCCUCUCAGCCUACUGCAUGGAGUCCGCAGGCAUCUGGCAAACGGGAUAUUAUCAGAAUACCAGCCAAUUCACACAGAACUGCAGCAUCAUGGCCUCAGCACGUGGACCAUUUGCUCAGUGUCACAGCAGCCUGGACCCUAGGCAAUGGGUAGCAGAUUGCACCCAUUCACUGGAACAGACCGGGGGAGCCAGAGAGUCCUUGUGCGAAGUGCUGAGAGGCUACUCUGUACUCUGCCAGCAAAAUGGUAUUAGAGUGGGAGAAUGGAGAAAUAUCACAAAGUGUGAGUUCCCCUGCCCAGUCAACAGCCACUAUGAGUUGUGUGGCACUUCCUGCCCUGCUGCGUGCCCUAGUCUAUCAUUCCCCUUCCUGUGUACCCAGCACUGCCAGGAAGGAUGUCAGUGUAACGAUGGGCUCUUGCUAAGUGGAGAACGCUGUGUGCCCCCCACGGGCUGUGGCUGUCUCCAUGAAGGGCGCUACAGGCAGGGUGGAGAGCGUUUCUGGUAUGGCGAGCAGUGCCAGUCUUUGUGUGACUGUGACGGGACCACAGGUUUAGUUCACUGUGUCCCAUCAUCUUGCAGCGGUCAGGAAACCUGCAGUAUUGUUGGGGGAGAAUUCGGCUGCCAUCCUCAACCCCGUGCCACGUGCUCUGCUUCAGGGGACCCCCACUACAUCUCUUUCGAUGGCCGCACAUUUGACUUCCAGGGCACAUGCCAAUACAUACUGGCAACUGUAUGCAAUAAUACUCGACGACUACCGUACUUCCAGGUUUCAGCAAGGAAUGAAGCAUGGAAUGGACUCCCAGUUUCAAUCACUGCUGAAGUUUACGUCAAUGUCUCAGGACAUCUGUUGCACAUCUCACGCGACAUGCAUGGCACUAUUGAGAUUGAUAACGAGACCAGGCACCUUCCUGUCCUGCUUGAUUCUGGCCGAGUGUCCAUUUACUCCAGUGAACAGAACACUUUCAUUUCAACUGACUUUGGCCUUAGUGUGAGUUAUGAUGGCUCAUGGGUGGUGCGCAUCACUGUGCCAGCAAAUUACAGUGGAGUCACAUGUGGUCUUUGCGGUAACUACAAUGGCCAGACACGUGACGAUUUCCUCACGCGUUCAGGUGCACUGGGCACUUCAGCUUCCCAGUUUGGAGCCAGCUGGAAAGUGCAGAAUGACACACUGUGCAGUGAUGGGUGUGGAGACUCCUGUCCAUCAUGUCCAGACCAAACUAGGGCACGGACUCAAUGUGAGAUCCUCAGAGACAGGCAGGGUCCCUUCGGCUUCUGCCAUGCCUAUGUGGGUCCUGAGGCCUACUUCAACAACUGUGCAUUUGAUGUUUGCCUCUCUGGGUACAGUAACGAUGUUCUGUGCCGUUCCAUCCAAACCUAUGUCAGUGCCUGCCAGUCUGCCAAAGCAACUAUCUACCCCUGGAGACAGAACACGACCUGCCGCGUGGAGUGUCCCGUGAACAGCCACUACGAGCUGUGUGGUACAGACUGUGGGCACACCUGUGCCAGCAGCGUUGAUGCUGUAUGUGAGAGGACAUGUUCAGAGGGCUGUUUCUGUAAUGAAGGCUUCGUGAGGAGUGGAGGUCUCUGUGUACCAGUGGAACAGUGUGGCUGCUUGUACAAUGGACUCUACUUUCAUAUUGGCAAUCAGUUCUGGACUCCAGGAUGUUUUCAACAUUGUGAGUGCUUUGCUCCUAAUGACCUGCGCUGCCUCUCCACCUCCUGCUCUCCCACUGAGGAGUGUGCAGUCAGGAAUGGCCAGCGUGGCUGCUACAGCCAAAUGUCCUCCUGCAUGGUGUGGGGGGACCCCCAUUACCUCACCUUUGAUGGAGCUCUGGCCACCUUUCAGGGUACUUGUUCAUAUGAGAUUUCUCAGACCUGUGGGUAUGUGGAUAAUAAUGAGCUGGGAUUCCGUGUGGUGGCCACCAACAUACACCGUGGGAACAUGGCCGUGUCCUUUGUGUCUGCAGUGGAUGUGUGGCUAAGUCAAGGAGCUCAGCACACACAGAUUUCCAUUGGACAAAAUGGGAGAGUGAAGGUUGAUGGGAAUAUUGUGAAUUCAUCUGCUUUUCAAAUCAGUUAUCUGGCAGAAGUUCAUCAGGAGCUAAAUUUUGUGGUUGUGAAUGCAUCAAGUAAGCUCCUGGUGUACUUUGAUGGUCGUUCUACACUUUCAGUGAGACUGGGCCCAAGAUUCCGUGGAUCUGUUUGUGGAGUGUGUGGAAACAAUAAUGGAGACCCAACAGAUGACAAGACUUUGCCCAGCGGAGCUCUGGCACCCAAUGACACUGCUUUCGGAAACAGCUGGAAAUCAAACACCAGCAGCCCAGGGUGUGGUGCUACUGACCAGACAGCAGAUCCUAAUACUUGUCCCUUUAGACUGAGGUACUCUGACCUCUGCAGCAUCAUCACUAACACCAGUGGACCCUUCCACCUCUGCCAUGGCCAUGUCAACCCUGCCCCUUACUUCACUUCCUGUGUGUAUGACCUUUGUGCCUACCCAUCAACCAGUGACAUGCUGUGUUCAGCUGUGGAGGCCUAUCAGGCUGCUUGUGUCAUGAUGCAGCUCCAGAUCUCAGACUGGCGUGCUGACCUGUCUUGCCCGUGGGUGGACCCCUGUGUGGAGCUGAACUGCACUGAAGAUGAGUGGUGUGGGGAGACAGAUGGUGUCUAUGGCUGCUUCUGUAUUCAGGAUCAUCGUCGACCACACCCCGAGUCUUAUGAUGCUAUUGAAGUGUGUGAGGGCAGCUCUGGCACCAUAUCUCUGUCCCGCUGUCAGCUCUUUGAAGCUGGUUUCCCUGGAAACAGCCUGCACCUGAAUGACCCCAGCUGCAGAGGAACAGUCACAAAUGGAAGACUGGUGUUACAUUUUGAUAAUGAUAAACAUGUCUGUGGCACAAACCUCAUGACCAACGGCACCCACUUUAUCUAUGAAAACACUAUCCAGGGCAGACUCAACUCAUCAAGAAGCCCCUUUAAUAAACAUAAAAAGCUGGAAAUGCCCUUCUCCUGCAUCUACCAGCUCACUCAGACACUGACUAUGAAAACAGAACUCCACCCUUUGUGGAGCAUAGUACACAAGACCCUUCCUGAUGGUGUGGGGAUGUACCAGGUCAGGAUGAUUCCCUAUAAGGAUGCUGGUUUCUCCCACCCUUACAAUGGCAGAGCAAACAUAGAGGUCGACCAGAGGAUCUAUGUGGCAGUGUUUGUUCAAGGAGUGGACAGCCAUCAAAUUGCUAUAGUAAUUGAUUCAUGUUGGGCCACUCCUGAGAAUGACCGCAACUAUACUGUCCGCUGGGACCUCAUCAUUAAUACGUGUCCUAAUCCAGAUGAUAACUCAGUGGAAGUGCUUCAGAACGGUGUCUCCACAACCGCCCGCUUCCUCUUCAAGAUGUUUGCUUUUGACGAUUACCCCAAGGUCUUCCUUCACUGCUCCAUUCACCUUUGUCUACUGCAAAACAACAACUGUGCAGUGCAUUGUCAGCCUGGAUACCACCACAGAGCUGAGAGGUCUGUGGAUGCCCAUGACACCUCCUCCAUCUCCAUGGGGCCUUUUAUCAGGACUGAGAGAAGCAGAGGCAUAUAGGUUUUAAAACUAGUCAGAGUGUCUUUGUGGAUCUCCUAACUGUAUGGAUCAUUCACUGAAG